Molecule: messenger RNA, 658 nt
Organism: Nicrophorus vespilloides
Lineage: Eukaryota; Metazoa; Arthropoda; Insecta; Coleoptera; Silphidae
Gene: amrt
Product: TM2 domain-containing protein CG11103
Exons: 1
Coding region: 69-599 (176 amino acids)
Source: RefSeq, a predicted model, not a curated record
UCCAUCAAAAUUUUCCAAACAAAACUUGACUUGACAUCAUAACCACAAAAAAUAUACUAUGCACAAAAAUGUUCUUCUUCAAAGGUGCAACAGCUAUUACGCUGUUGUAUUUAGUGAGUGCCAAAGUGGAAGAUAAUAAGACCUUCAAUCCAUUAGGUCCACUUGUGAAAUGUUCUUACCUAACCUGGGAGUUUGUCAAGUGCGAGGAGCCCCUUGAUCUGAAGGGUAACAGCACUGCCAAAGCUGAUCUAGGCUAUGGAUGCGUUAAAUUCGGUGGUAUGCGUUACGAGAAAGUGGAACGAACGAAAGUCAGAUGCACAGUAUUGGAUAACAUAGAUUGCUUUGGUAAUCGAACCUUCUUCAAGGAGAAUGUUCCAUGUAUCAAAUACUCUGAACAGUAUUUCACAACUACGCUGCUGUACAGCAUUCUACUUGGCUUCCUUGGAAUGGAUAGGUUUUGUUUAGGUCAAACUGGGACAGCUGUUGGAAAAUUGUUGACCAUUGGUGGAGUUGGUAUAUGGUGGAUUGUUGAUAUCAUUCUACUUGUAACAAAUAAUCUGUUACCAGAGGAUGGUAGCAAUUGGAAUCCUUAUGUUUAAGUAAUUUAUAACCAAUCAGAUGUUUUAGUUUAAGAAUCAAAUACAUAUUAAUUUUUAUA